UCCCCUGUGGACAGACUCUGUGUUUUUUUUCUGAGCCUGUUCCAUGGACCAGACUGACCUGAUAGUCCGCCCGACCCCGUCCUGGAAUGGGCCCAAAGGCUCCACCUUCUCUCCCGACUGGAAAGACGCCUUGACCUUCCUGACGCCCGACGUCAUCUUGCCUUCACCUCCACCUGACUGCCAGCACUCGACCUCGAUGACCGACCUCCACCAACACCACCACCCCCUCCUCCGCCAGCCUCAGGUAGGAGGAGGAGGAGUGUUCAUCACUGCAGUGCCACCCUCCACGCCUACUGAGGCCCCCGAUGCGGGUCCAAACGGACUCACGGGUGCCAAGGUGGAGCCCAGUUACGGCACCGUGCAGAAGAACCACCGCCGAGGUCGCCCGGUCAGCGCUGUCGACCCGCACCGACGCUCUCAGUCGCUCUGCGCGGCGGCCGCAGCUGAUGGUGGAGCUGGUGGUGGCGCCGGUGACCCCGUGACCUUGAGGCGCCGGUGCGAGAGCUACGCCAUGGCGUACCCCAGCAGCAGCUCCGACGACAGCGGGAGUGACAGCGCCUCCACCAGGAAGGGAGGAGGAGGGGAACUGCUGCCGGACGCCGUGCCGCGACCCCGCGCGCGCAGCAUCAUCCUACGGAAGCUCAAGAGGAGGCCGGCCCCGCCGGAGCGCACCGUGUCGCUCGGGAAGCACGGGGGCGAGAGACGCUGCCAGAGCCUUUACAUUCCCCGGGACCUGCACAGUACCCUACUGCCAGACCUCAUCCCCAUUGCCAAGCUCGAGGACGGGGACACUCCAGGGACUCCCCUCCCUACAGACGCCACCAAGACCACCGCCACAGCCACCGCAACAACCAUCACUGCCACUGCCAAGGUGAAACCAACCGUGUCGUCGACCAGCUCCAGGCCUCUGAACGAGUUGAGGUCCAGUGAGCCGUGUAAGACCCUGCAGCCUCUCCAGCCCUGCUCUGCCGCUAUCCCCGUGCCCCCGCCGGCGCCGGGUCCUCCCCCCUCCAGCGAAACCGCCAAAACUCCCAGCAGCUCGGACUCCCUGAACUCGCCCACCUCCUCCUGCCGCUCCUCCCCAUCCCAGCUGCCCGCCACCUCGCCCUCGAAACCCACGGGCUCCACGUCUCCCUCCAGUGGCUACUCCAGUCAGUGCGACACCCCAACGGGGCCCGUGCGUACGGCCGCCAUCUUCGGACCGUCCCCCAUGGGCUGUCGGAUGCGCCCCAAGCCGGCGGGUCAGAAGUCUCGCGCCAGCCGGGUCCGGUUGUCCUUGCAGCUUCCCGAGACGACGGCGACGGAGACGGUUCUGGACGAGCCCGGCGGCGCGGACCCGGAUGGCAAACCCAGUCGGCGUUACUCCGACUCCUCAGCCACGGCUAAGCCCAAGCCCCAGCGGUGCCUGAGCAUGCUGCUGCCCGUGGUCACCCAGGAGGACCUACAGAAUGUGCGCCUGAAGUCCGUGUCUAGCGACGAAGGCGGACGCUUCGAGGUCUUCGCUGACGCCAUUGCCGAGGAGGCGGAGAGAGACACCCCGACUCCGUCCAUCGAGAGCCCCAAAAACAGGCCGCCGGUGGCGCCGAAACCUCCUGCGUCCGUCUGGCAGCCCAUCAUGGCGGGGCAGAGCAUCCAGCCAGAGCAGCAGCCUCCGCCUCAGGUGUCUCCCUCUUGUGGCCCGGAGAAGAGGCGCGCUCCCAUUCCCAAGCCCAAGAGGUCUUCCCUCUCACUGUCAGGUGGAAGUGUGGAUCACAGCAGCACCCAGCCCAACCUCAACAGACCUGUCUCUUGCCAUGUUCCUGACCCGACGGCACAGUCCAAUUUCAACAGACCUGUCUCUUGCCAUGUUCCCGAUAUGGCACAGCCCAAUCUCAACAGAUCUGUUUCGUGCCACGUUGCGGAUAUGCCACAGCCCCCGAGCAGACCUGUGUCUUACCACGUUCCGGAUACUGCACAGCUCCCAAGCAGACCCGUGUCUUACCAUGUCUCUGACACAGCACAGCUCCCAAGCCACACAUUCCCGGCCCCAACCACAGACUCUCACCACUGCGAUACGAGUGACGACAAGAAACGGGCCAUGCCCCCUCCUCCCGUCGCCAGGAAGCCAGAGGUGCUCAUACUGCCCAACGGCCAUGGCGUGUGUAACAGGGACAUGGGCAUGAUGCCUGCUGCUUACGUGCCAGCAAACGGCUACCCAGACCCGAGACUGGUGAACAUUAACAACAUGCCAAUGCAACACCAUUUCCCCAUGGAGCACGGACAUGGCAAAUACAACACAACGGGGAGGAACUCAUCAAGUGAUAGACAUCAGAGCAGAGCCCCACACCUGGGCAUGAUGCAACGCUAUCCAGAGAUGCAAGACGACGUGUUUGUCAACAAGACAUCGUCUCGCACCACUGAGGACCUCUUCACCAUCAUCCACAGGUCGAAGAGGAAGUUGUUGGGCCGUAAGGACUCGUUUGAGGGCCGUCCGAGUGACCUGGGCAUGCAGACGCUGGGGGGCGCCCCCCGCCAGAGCUCCCAGAACGACAGCUUCAUGGCCCUACUCCGGAGGACCCGCAGCGCCAAGGCCGCCCCGGCCACACACCGCAUCUCUGCCGCAGAGCUGCUGAGGAGCUCCAAGCCCAACGCCGCCGGACAGGCCUCAGCAAUGAGACCAUGAGGGGAACCCGGCCGUGACGGCUGCAGCUGCUAUGACUAUACGGAGAGUCAGGCAGGGGAUCAAGAGAGAGAUUCAGGCGGCGUAGAGAGAGUAGAGUCUGCACACUACAGCUCCGAUUGUAAGGUUUAUUCAAGAUAUAGUAACAACGUUUUGACCCAUCAGGGUCUUCAUCGGGCAUGUCACAUGACACAUGCUUGAUGAAAACCUGAUCAGAGCUGCAGUGUGCUGACUUCUACUCUCUCUAAUGUCAGAUACACUGUUGUCCUGCACCUGGCCUCAGUGAUGUGGGAGGUGCAUACUUUUACUCUUGUGAAGAGAUUCAGGGGGGCGCACAGAGGACUAUGACAAAUGGAUGGUGCAGAACAAGAACUGUUUACUUUCAGGGGGCCAAGAAUUGUAUUGGGCUUGCAGCCCACAAAUGGACCUAGGUGUGCUACUAAGGGUAGUUUUGGAGGGUGAGGCUGUACUCUAAAAGAGGACAAUUAGUAGGGGUUUGGGCUUAGAACUCUUUUCUUCCCGGGGAAACCAUUUUUUAGGGGACGGCCCUACUGUAAGUGUACCCAGAGGCACUAAGGUGGGAGAGGAUAAUUCAAGGGGCCCACAGCUAAGCAGGGGCCAUAAAAGACCAAGAUAAGGGUUGCGGUGGGGUGGGGGACCCAAAAUUAUUUUCUUUUAGGGGGCCUGCAAUUGCUUAUGUGGACCACACUCUUCUUGUGUACCGUAAGCCCAGCUUUAUAUAAAGUGUGCUGAUCAGAGUUUGCCCGGUAAACCACCCCCUCCUCCUUGCAUUUCAUUUUGCACACAGGAUCUGGGUGUGGUUCACUUGACCUGGUAUUCACAGGUAGAAUCUAUACUUGCUAAUCUAUGCCAAUCAACAAAAAGAGGGAGUAUGUGGGGUGAUGACAUUUGCUGUGUCUCGGAUGGCACACUUGUGCACUUAGGGCACUAUAUAGUAUUUCAGUGCGUAACCAAUACGCCAUAUGCACUGAAACAUAGUACCUGAAGUGCACAAGUGCGCCAUCUAAGACACGGCAACAGACUGUGUGCUACUUUGCAAUGCUAGCAUGAAGAAAGUCUCAUGGCUAGGCUAAUUUCAUAUGUCACAACACUACCUUAGCGAUUUGGUUAAGACAGGGCCAGUCAUUUGAAACCUCAGCAGUGUCUACUCUUUCAGAAAAAAAAUAACAGCAAAGGUCCUCUGUAUGAACUGAAUUGAGGUGCAAGGGGUUGGUUUACAAGGCUAGAUCAGACCUACAUUGUAUGAGUAAAAAGAUAAAUACCACUGUGCACUUUUCCUGUGAGUAAAUAUAAUUACAUGUUGCCCACCCAAACCCUCAUUCCAUUGAUCUAACAUUCAACCUGUAAUUGCAUGUAUUUAUAUGGAAAUGCACCUACAGUAUGAAGCCCAUUUGGUAGUUCAGUAAUAUGUACAUAGAAUGUUCAAUGACACUUGAUAUGAAAUAUCACUUAAUAUAAAGUGGGGCCAUUUUUUGUAUCAUUAUUUAAUUUCAGCCUUGUUUGUUUUUGUUGGGUACUUUCUAAUGGUUUUAACUUUGUGAAUUAACAACAAAGAGUAUGUGUCAUGAUGAUGUUGCACAUUUCCAAAUGUAUGACCAAUGCCAUAAAAAAAAACAUAACACAACACAACUUCAAGGCCAUAACGAUGCCAUAGUAACACCACUUUAGUGUUUUGGGUCACAUUUUACUUGACGCCAGUGU
Engraulis encrasicolus (European anchovy) is the source of this 4381-nucleotide messenger RNA. RefSeq names its product NHS-like protein 2. Gene Ontology annotation, biological process: cell differentiation. The record is from RefSeq and is a predicted model, not a curated record. The transcript is spliced from 3 exons. NCBI's taxonomy places the organism in Eukaryota, Metazoa, Chordata, Actinopteri, Clupeiformes, Engraulidae. Bases 44 to 2662 code for a protein of 872 amino acids.